UCAAACAUUAACACACAACACAGAACACCUAACAAGAAGAAAAUAAAAAAACAGAGUCCCCCCAGAACCACAUUUCCCCGGCGAAUCCAACGUUCCCACCUUGAAUCACCACUCCCUCGAACGCCGAUGUACCCGAAGAUAACGGUUCCUCGUCGCAAUUCUUCAUCCCUCCAAGAGAGAGUAAAGUAAACCUCCGCACAGUAAAAAAAAAAAUUCCAAAUCCGUCUCUGAAACGACGACGUAUGGUCGAUUACCGCCACGUCUCAUCUCCGAUCACGCCUUCAACCUUUACCGAUGUAUCUCCCUGCUUGAACAAGUCUCAUCCCAUCACAGUGACGCCGAUCUCGGCUUCUCACCCAACCGGAGACUAUUCCACGCUGAUGAUGAUGAUGUCGUCGCCGACGCCGUCAGGGUGUCCUCUCGCUAGGGUUCGGUUAUCAGACCUUCUCCCUUACGAAGGAGCUCCUUCUCCUUCCUACGCGAGAGCCGUCGAGGAUUUGUCUUCGUCUCUGAUGAGAUACAACGCUUCCGUGAUCGAGCUCGGGAGCGAAGACGCCGCGCUGAUGCGGUGUGGUCUCGAAGCCGCUCGCUUGUAUUUCAGAACGCGAAAUAGCGUUUCUGGUAAAGCCAAUCGUGGUCUCUCCAUGUACAGAGCUGGAAGAUCUGUUGAGGAUUUGGAUUCGUCGCCUCCAUGUAUGGCUGAGGUUUUUAGGUGUUUGGGUAAAGUAGCGAGAGCUGCUUUAUCUGCAAUAGCAAGGCAUCUCCGUCUAAGAAGCGAUGUGUUUAACCAUAUGCUCGAUGACUUUCCGCUAGCUCCAAAUGAGGUCUCCUCGUCUGUGCUAUUGGCUUCCUAUGCUCAUGGGUCGAUCCAAAAUGGGAAGCCUGCUUCUGGAGGUGGGAGUCUAUCCGGUAAUAUUGAAAUUGAGAAGGGUUUGUUGACACUCUUCUGCUCAGAUGGCUCUGGCAUUCAGGUAUGUGACCCAAAUGGUCGUUGGUACGCAGCAGAUAGUGGGUGUGAGAUUGGUGAUAUCUUGCUCAUUACUGGCAAAGCGCUUAGUCAUGCUACUGCAGGUCUCCGUCCAGCUGCCUCUUAUAGAGCUACUUCUGAUCAUUUGUCUGGCAGUGAUACUCGCGGAAGGGCAUCACUAGCAUUUAGGCUUAUGCCGAAAAGUAAUGCUAUACUAGAUUGUUCCCCAGUAGAAGCAGCUGGCCAUGUGAUUCCACAAAGCUAUGUGCCAGUGUCUGUCAGUCAGUUUAUGGAUAACCUCUUGGCCGAGAAUGAGACUCCAGUUAGUCCGCCUGUGAAGACCAAUGUUUCACGGGAUGAUGUUUGCAAAGAGCCUUCCUUAAGAAGUGUUCUCUCGGAUCCCAUUUCCGGUGCGUUUCUUGAAGAUGCUAUUGUGGUCUCUUGUGGACAUUCAUUUGGUGGCCUCAUGCUUAGAAGAGUCCUUGAAAUGUCUAGAUGUACGCUUUGCAAUGCAGAAAUUGAGACCGGGUCUCUGGUUCCUAACCAUGCUCUUAGAGCUGCCGCUUCAGCUAUAAAGCAACAAGAUGAUAAAAGACUUUUCCACAACGCAGCCAUGCGGAGGCGUCGAAAAGAAAUGAGUGAUCAAAUGGAUGUGUUGCAGGAACAUGGAGAUCCAGCUACGGAUGAUGGAUCACAGCAGCGAGUGGUUCAUUAUCCAUUUGCUGUAAACGAGAAAGUACUUAUCAAGGGUAACAGGAGAACACCGGAAAAGUUUGUUGGAAAAGAAGCAAUUGUUACAUCUCAAUGUCUCAAUGGCUGGUAUCUGUUAAAGAUUGUGGAGAGUGGAGACAGUGUUCGGCUGCAAUAUAGAUCCCUGAAAAAGAUGACAAACGAUGACAGAGGAGGAGGAGGCCUACUUGUUCAACCGGUUGAGAGCAACAGCUUGUAGAAUGUAAUCAUUGUAUUUGAGCAUUUCUAUUUCUUUUCUUCUUAAUAUUCUCUAUUUCUAGAAAGAAAAAGAAAAAAAAAAGGUAAUGUAGUUUGGGGUUUGAGACUGCAUAAGUUUAAAAUCCUUUGGGUUAGAGAAGUGGUAAAAGACUGUGGAAAAAUAUAUAUUAGCCUCCCAAGUAUUAGAGGUUGUACAGAACAAAGUGUUAGAUUAUAAAGGAGAAGAGUAGCCAACUA
Messenger RNA from Raphanus sativus (radish), 2152 nucleotides. RefSeq lists its product as uncharacterized. The transcript is spliced from 12 exons. Bases 243 to 1916 code for a protein of 557 amino acids. The record is from RefSeq and is a predicted model, not a curated record. NCBI's taxonomy places the organism in Eukaryota, Viridiplantae, Streptophyta, Magnoliopsida, Brassicales, Brassicaceae.